AUGACGUCUGCGCGCUUCCCGCCGCUCAUGGCCAAGAAGAUCCGCUUUAACGCGCGUGAGCUCUUCCGCCUCCGUCGCCACGAGACCAACGCGGCCCGAUGCGAGCGCUUCCUCGCCGACGGCUGGGCCGACGUCGCGACGCUCGAGACCAUUGCGACGUCGCCACUCGUGCAAGCGAUCGACCGCAAGCCGCCCGCCCCGUCGACAUCGUAAUUGGUUGUUUUACAUAUCGUGUCGUAUCUACUGCAUACAGCAGAC
Molecule: messenger RNA, 258 nt
Organism: Saprolegnia parasitica CBS 223.65
Lineage: Eukaryota; Oomycota; Saprolegniomycetes; Saprolegniales; Saprolegniaceae
Exons: 2
Coding region: 1-213 (70 amino acids)
Source: RefSeq, a predicted model, not a curated record